AUGCCACAACAGUCGAACGUUGGACAAGCUCUUAGAAGCCAGCAGCUGGGUCCUUCAGAUGCGGGCCUCAACACACCUUUCCAUCCGCUCAUUGGGCUGAAAUUGGCCUCCAGCACUCCGAAGAACAAUGACUCCGGCUUCGAUGAAAACCUCACACAAACGGGGAGCUGCCCCUUCCAGCAAAACUACUCAGCUGAUUCGUGUUUCCAGCAUCCGGACCCCGACUCCGAGAACAGACAGCCAUUGUCAAGGCAUCAUCACCAGAAAGAGCAAGUCGGGUACCGAUUUCCAGAGCCCUUGACGUUUGCGACGCCUCCCUCUGCAUCCAACGGCCCCUUUCAUUUCGACAUGUCGAUCCCUUUCAUCGUCCCGCCACCGGCACUUCUACUCUCAACGCCAGUGUUGCAGUCCAUUCCACUCCUCAGUCCCACUGGUUUCUACUGGCCGUCACUCACACCACAACCGACCGCCGGUAGAUGGUCAACGCUGGGAAGCCCAGGCCAGUCGUCAGUCGCGCCCCGUGUCUACGAU
Molecule: messenger RNA, 531 nt
Organism: Dibothriocephalus latus
Lineage: Eukaryota; Metazoa; Platyhelminthes; Cestoda; Diphyllobothriidea; Diphyllobothriidae
Source: the annotation of a GenBank genome assembly